Messenger RNA from Phyllopteryx taeniolatus (common seadragon), 2804 nucleotides. RefSeq names its product tetraspanin 11 (gene tspan11). Lineage: Eukaryota; Metazoa; Chordata; Actinopteri; Syngnathiformes; Syngnathidae. Gene Ontology annotation, cellular component: membrane. The transcript is spliced from 9 exons. The record is from RefSeq and is a predicted model, not a curated record. The coding region runs from base 180 to 962 and encodes 260 amino acids.
ACGAGCUGCACUCGAAGGCAUCGCGAGCCUCCAUCGGACAGCCUGUCAGCAACAAGCCCGAUUCCACUUGAUUGCAGUGGUGCUUUCCAUCGCUCACAUUUGCUCAUAAUAUCGACAGAAAAGGGAUAGUUCCCCUCCUUUACGUUGGACCGCAGCACUAAACUGGACGAAGGAGGAAGAUGUCGUCCGCUUACAAAGAUGGCGAGGAGGACUGGCUGACCGUGUGUCUCAAGUACCUGCUCUUUGUCUUCAACUCGCUCUUUUGGGUGGGUGGUGCCGCCGUCCUGGGCGUGGGCGUGUGGACGCUGGUGGAGAAGAGCGAGUUCUUGAGCCUGCUGGCGUCCAGCACGUUCGCCGUCGCCGCCUACAUCCUCAUCCUGGCCGGCGGCCUGGUGGUCGUCACGGGCUUCCUGGGCUGCUGCGCCGUCAUCCGCGAGCAGAGGAGCUGUCUCUCCGCUUAUUUCUUCUGCCUCCUGUUGAUCUUCCUCAUUGAACUGGUGGCUGGAGUUCUGGCUUAUGUCUAUUACCAGAGGCUGAGCGAGGAGUUGAAGCAGCAUCUCAAACAGACCAUGACGGACAACUACGCCCAGCCGGGCAAGGAGGCCAUCACCUUAGCGGUGGACAAACUGCAACAGGAUUUCAAGUGCUGCGGCAGCGACAGCUACCAAGACUGGACGAGCAGCGCGUACAUCGCGUCCAAGCGCGCCGACGGCCGGCUGGUGCCCGACAGCUGCUGUAAGUCGGUCACGCCCGACUGCGGCGUCCGGGACCACCCGUCCAACAUCUACAAGGUGGAGGGGGGCUGCAUCACCAAGCUGGAGCAGUUCCUGGCGGACCACCUGCUGGUCAUCGGGGCCGUGGGCAUCGGAGUGGCCUGUCUGCAGCUGGCCGGGGCAAUCUUGACUGCCUACUUUAUCUAUCUUCUCUAUAAAGAAGAGGAGGAGGACUUGGCUACGUUGUGAUUGUCGUUAGCGGCGCACUUCGGCUCCUUGCGUUGCUCUGCAGAUCUGUGGGAUGGUGCUCACCUGCUGCUUGUACAGGAGGAUCAAGAUGGAGCCUUACUGACGCGCCCCACGUCACCUGCGCUCCACAUUCUGGCUUUUUUUUUCUUUUUCUUUUUUUGUGUUUGGUGAACAAUGGAGGCUUCCUGGAGCAUGUCUUGCCUUUAAGCUUCUUUAUGAGACAAACUGAAGGGGCUAUACUCACUUCACGCUUCAAUGGCGGUAAAAUGUUGUCUGCCGGCGUUUGUGCUCGUCAAUUAUGAAUGUGUCUGAAAUAUACAAACAAAAAAAUGGCGCAGACACGGUACACAUUGCAUAACGUGCCUGAUAACAUAACCAAAAAGUGAGCUUUGAGUGUAAUGGCGCAUGUAUAUAUGGGAAGAAAGCAGAGUAGCCCUAGUACCUUGAAUUCCGAGUAUUUUCCUGCGACUGGCCACAAUAUUAUGCGCGCUUCUGUAUAAAAAGGAGCCAAAAUAUGAGCAACAUCUCUUUUUAUUUUUGCAGGAGAAAAAUACAACCACAUUGUCAAUCAAAACUGAUUAUAAUUGAAUCCUGUUUGAUGUACUGUAUAUGUUUUGUAUGUUCGUGCAGGUUGACCUAAUGAAGUGUCCAGUGAGUUUUUAAUUUUAAUUUAAAUUUUAUUUUUUUUUAAGGGGAACUUCCACUCCUUGACUGGUGCUAAUGAAAGGAAUUCACAUGCUCCAAAUAUUCUCUGUACCAUCCCACCAAAUUAAAAACAAAACUGCAAUCCAGUUGACAAGUGCUGUUCGAGCCGCUAGAGGGAGACAAAGCUCACAUUUGCGAUUGCGUACCACUGCACUACCUCUGCUUGGCCUCGAGCGUUGUGUCUUGUGUCAUAUUCGAUUUCUGUUCAAGAUGAGCUCCUUUUGUGAAGUCUGAGCUUGCCUUCUGUUUUAUUAUCAUGUAAUUAUAAUCCAAACUAAGGGCUCCCCGAUAAUUUCUCUCAACUUUGCCGCAUUCAAACCACAUUUAGGCCCUCGUAAAGCGCUUGUGUGGUUGUUGGGGUCCUGUUGUUACCGCUCGGCUAUUCUAGUUUCCCCUCCCUUGGCUCCGGAGGUCCUGCGCCGUAGCGCGGAUUGCGUCGUCACAGUCGCCCGUUUAAAGGACAAAAAAGUGCCUCGCAAGGGUCUUGAGUAACGGCCAACAUUUUGUCCUCCUGGGAACGGCUUGCGAAGGUGUCGAAAAAUGCUUUCAAACUUGACUUCGAGGAUUUCCCCAGAUGCAUUUGUCCACAAAACAUGAAACAAGCUCACGGAUUUCAGUGUCAAGUCUGUUUGCCUUGUAAACAUGUUGUCAAUCACUUGGUUUUUCCUGUGUCUGUUCAACUAUUGUCCGGCCAUGUGCACCUGCGUCCAAUAACCCGCCGCCUUCAUCGUUAUACGCGUGUGGGAACACUUUUGGGACGCGCACAUCUGCGCGCGGGGGUCCGAGGUUUGUUUGGCCACGGUUGAUUAGCCGUGCUUGAAGCCGCGCAACGUGAUGUAAACACUUCACGGGGAUUUUGAAGUGAGUAAGCCGUUACAGUGUCGGCUAUUUGUCACGUGGAAGCGAGGAGGAGGGGGGGGGGGGGAAAGUUCCUGUUCUAGAAGGAGUUUUUCCCUCUUUAGAACAUUAACUUGGGGGUGUUACGUGAACGUGUGUUGCUUGCUGUCAUGUGUUGUCUCACCUCAAAGCAGACGGAUUAUAGACAAUGGACUUUUUAAUUGUUUGUGUGGAAAUAGUCGGCUCUCCUGAGUGCUUGCCUAUGCAUCAAGUGUGAAAUUAAACGGCAAAAUAAAUCUA